CUAUCCCAGAAGUUGAUUCGUGAAGGUUAUAAAUAUGUUGAUAGACUUUCAGAUUAUUUAGAAGAUAUUGGGACUAUGUAUGUCAGAGAAUUUGAAUUAGAUCUCCUAGCCGACUUCUACUAUCCAGCCUUAAUUCCGCCUUUAUCUGUCUUAGCAAUUAGAGCAGAUAUUCGUGAAAAAUUUAUUAUUAGUGUGGAGUCUGCUGUUAUGGGAGGAAUGAGUCUAUUUACUCUAGAAAAAAAUAAACGAUCUUCGCUCCAGAAUCUAAUCCAAAUGAACUAUUCCAUUGAUAACUUGACUACGUUAAUAGAAAUAACUUGGGAGCAAGAAGAGAUGAAAACUUGA
Molecule: messenger RNA, 345 nt
Organism: Racocetra persica
Lineage: Eukaryota; Fungi; Glomeromycota; Glomeromycetes; Diversisporales; Gigasporaceae
Source: the annotation of a GenBank genome assembly